[Torrubiella] hemipterigena is the source of this 1785-nucleotide messenger RNA. NCBI's taxonomy places the organism in Eukaryota, Fungi, Ascomycota, Sordariomycetes, Hypocreales, Clavicipitaceae. The record is from the annotation of a GenBank genome assembly.
AUGAAGUCCAGCGUUGUUGCCGUUCUCCUCACAUGCCUCGCCGGCACUAGCUUGGCAGCGCCCGCUCGCUACAAUGACCGAGAUAUCGACACUCUACAAGCGAUGGCCAACGGCCAGAUCGAUAUGAGUGAUAUGGACGCCAAGGCCAUCGAAAAGGUCUUUGAGAAGUUCAUGGGUUCUCUCGCCCAGCGAGACCUUUUGCCAACAGGAACACUGCUCAGCGCCGUUAGUACUACUACCCCAACCCCGGCUGCGCUGCUCUCCGGGCUACCGGCUCUCGUUACUCCUCUAUUAUCCAUUCCUACUCCUACCGGCACGCCCGUGCCAGCUGCUGGCAAGGCUUCAGGACCACUGGAUGGCUUGACACAGACUGAUGGUGGAUCACCUGUUGAUGCGGUUGGCGGCACACUUGGUACCGUUACGGGAGCUACCAGCGGUUCGCCUGUUGAUGCUGCUACAGGUGCGUUGGGAGGCGUUACUGGUUCUGUCGGAGAUCUAUCCGAAAAGGCAAGCCCCGUGCUCGCCCUUAUCACUGGUCUUAUUAUCCCCCUUCUCCAGGGACUUCUCCAAGGUCUUGCCGGACUUGGUAAGCGCGACAACAUGGGCGGCCAGUUUGGCAGAGAGGAUUUGCACAACAUUGGUAUUAGCUACGAAAAUAUCAACAUGAUUGAGGCGGCUAUGAAGGUUUCUCGUUCCACCACCCCUGGCCACUUUGAGAGCGAGUCGCUCUCGGCAUAUGGAAUUCCCAAGGAUGAGGCUGCCAAGCUCAUCAAGGCUGGCCCAGAGAAGAUCUUUGAUGCUGUCAUGGCUCUUACUACCAAGGACAGAGAUGGCAACCUCAUUUUUGAUACCGACAAGCUUAAGAAGGCAGGCUACACAGAUGCGCAGAUUAAGGAACUUAAGAACCUGAAGCCUGUCGAUGCUCUCAAGGAUGUUGUUGCCCUCUCUGAUGAACACACCAAGAGUCAGCUCACCGGCGCUCUCCAGAAGGCCGCCCCGGUCACUGAGGGUCUCGUUGGCACUGACGGAGGCAACGGCGAUGCUCUCUCACAGGUCGGUAACCUUGCUGGUGGUGCUGGCGAUAGCGUCAACGAAGGCCUCGGUGGUGGUCUUUCGCAGGCUCUUAACGGAUUAGCCGGAUCUCUGAAGUCUGGCUAUGCAAAUGGUCAUGACGACGGAGCUGGCAUCAUGGAUGCUCCCAAAUCGGCCCAACUUAGACAUGGCUCCGUCGCUCUUCUGCUUGGCGGUGUUACGGGUGGUACUCCCGUUAAGCGUGAUGCCACACCCGCUCCCAAUGACAAGAUGAUUGAAGCCUUUAACAACAUUCAGAAGGAAGCCAUGAGUCUUGGUCAGACCUUUUCCACGUACCUGAAGAAGGAUGACGCCGGCAACUUUGUCUUUGAUGAGAAGAAGAUUGACCCCAAUGGCGCCGAGGUUAAGCAGUACUUCAACCCUGACCAGAACGCAGUGAUGACGCGCCUGAUUGGCGACAUCUUGUCUGUUACGGGUAAUCCUACCAAGCGCGAUAACCCGGUCGGUAACCCGCUCAUCUACGAUCUGGAUAGCGAUCAGAUGCUCAAGGGAGACCCUACAUCUCUCAUCCAGCAGAGCUUCAAGGGUCCAAUUGGUGGUCUGCUUAACACCAUUGUCACCAUCCUUAAGGGCUCCAACGACGUUGACCCCAAGAUCUUCCAGGCUGCUCUGGAGGGAGAUGUCCCAACGCUGACAGAAUACGGCAACAAGCCCCUUGGUGGACUUGUAGGCGUUCUCCAAGGCCUUCUCUAA